GGAAGUUUUGUUUCCGGGAACGUUUGGUGAUGUGGCUCUGCUCUGAAAUCCAUCCGAGGAAAUAUAUCAAAUAAAAGCCAGACACAUUUACCUGGAAAGCACUCGUACAGUGCCAUCUUUAUGCUCAGCCGUCUGGCCACAGUCCUCCAGGAGCUCUCUGGAGAGGAGGGCCCAGAUGGAGACCCGCAGGGCACACUAGUGCCUCAGCUCCCUGCUGAUGAGGGUCAGGCUACAAUGGGGUCUGAGUUACCUGAGGAGGCCAUGGAAAGGCUGACCCACCUGGAACAACUGGUGGUCCAGCUGAAGGAGCUCAUCCGAGACAAAGACACCCAGCUCCUCCAAAAGGACACUGAGCUGACCAGCAAAGAUGCUCAGCUCAAGAACGAGAGAGAAGAAGCUGAGGCCCGUUUCACCAAACUCAAGCUGCAGGCCAAAGCCAAGAUGGCAUCGCUCACCAAACAGAUAACUGAGUUGAAAGGUCAAGGAGGAGCAACACAGAGUCCAGACAGCUCUUUCACUGGAGCCGGUGCUGCAGUCGAGGAGGAGCUCCAAGAGCUGAAGAACAAGCUGAGCGAGGAGGAAGCCAGGAGCCGAGAGCUUAAAGAACGACUUCAGACCUUUGAGCAGCUCCUUCAGGAGAAAGAAGCUGCCCAUGGUGAACAGCUGCGGGUACUGCAGGCGGUGGUCUGUGAGAAGGACGUGCGUUUCCAGGAACAGAUUCAGAAACAUGAAGAGGAGCUGCUGAAGACCACAGCGCUGUCUCAGAAUGAGGGCGAGAUUCAGAAGCAGCGCUGUGAAGAGCUCGAAGAGGCCCUAAAGGCUCGUGCAGGAGAGCUGGAAAUGCUGCAGCAGGAAGUGAGCAGUGCUGAUCAGCAGAAACAGAUCCUGACUGCUCAGUUCCGGCAGAUGGAGCAGGAACUGGCGGAGGCUGUCAAGCUGAGGGAGGAGGAGAGGCAACAGUGGGCUGAACAGGCGAGCAGGGCUGAUGCAGAACUCGCAGGCCUUCGAGCCAGCCUGGAGGCCCUGGAAAAAGAGAGAAUGGAAGUGGCAAGGCAGGAGUGUGAGCUGGCCUCCCUGAGAGAAGCAGAGCGUGCCAAUCAUGAGGCACUGGAGAAGGAGAAGAUGGAAGUUGCCAGAUUGGAGGCAGAGCUGGCUGUGAUGAAAGAGGCUGAGCUUGCAGCUGCCCAAGCAAGCGAGAGACACAGGACGGAAAUUGCUCAGCUCGAAGGCGAACUUGCGUCAGUGAGAGAGGCAGAGUCUGCAGCUGUCCAUGCCAGGCAGGAUGCCUCAGAGAGGGAGAAAUCCGAAGUGGAAAAACUGGAGAAAGAGCUGGCUUCCCUCAGGGAGAAGCAGGAAGAUAUGCAGAUGAAGGGCGAGAUCUUGGGUGAAAUCUGGAGGCAUUUAUGUUCUCUGGCUGAAGGAAACGUGCCAGAGGAGAUCCCUGUCCCUGUUGACCUGUCUCACCUCCUGGACACCGUGCACUCUAUAGAAGCACAAAUGACAAGGCUGAAAGACGAAUGCAGCGCAAGUGAGGAACAGUGUGCCCAGCUCACCCACAGCAUGGAAACCCUGAAGGAACAACUCGAAAUAAAAACUACAGAACAGGAAGAGACCAACACCAAGAUACAGCAGUUGGAGCAGCAAAUUGUAACAAUGUCAGAUAGACAUGAGGUGGCUGAACCAACACAGGAUUCAUCUGAAGCUGAAAAAGCACACAUACUGGCCCUGGAGCAGCAACUAUUAGAAAAAGACAACGAGCUGGUUGCCUUGCGCAAAUCCCUCACGCUGGCUACUAUGCACAAUUCCAGUGAGUCUGCACCAAAUGAAAACUAUGACCAGACCCUAGAUCAGGGUGAGGAUGCUGGUACAGCUCCCCUUGAUAGCUCUGCAGCGCUCCCUGACUUCGUGGUGGACACCCAAGAAGAAGAGACCACCUUAGUGGCUGAAGACACCUCUGUUCUCUCCAUUUCUGCUGAGAAUGAGAGUAGCCCAGAGCUAAUAGGAAACCAGUCUGAGUCCCCAGAGGAAUCCAAAGGCACCUCCUCAGAUGAAAUGGUCGCCAGUAGUGAUUCAGAGGUGGCUCACAGCAGCUGGACUCUACUGGAAGCUCUGAAUCAAGAUGGAGGUCAGGAAUGGCCCUCCAUCAUCCAGGAUUUUGGCCAGUCAUGGGUGGCAACAGGUAUGGAGCAGGAAACCACCACAGUUCAAGUUGAGUCUUCCUCUGUCGUCAUCAGAGAGACGGUCCAAGUUCAUGUAAGUCAGCAGAGUUCCUCCUCCUCCCGAGAAGCUAACGUUAACUCCGGCCAGGUCUUUGCUCAGGCCUUAGCGGAGGAACUCCAGAAGAGGUACAGUGAACUUCUGGCAGAGUUGCAGAGACUCAAAGAGGCAACUGCAGAGUCGCAAGAGAAAAUUAAGAGUCUGGAAGAAGAAACACAGUCCCUAACUGCUGCUAAAGAAGAAGCUGAGUCUAAGGCUGCUAGUUUAGCAGAGGAGCUCAGUUCAGCCAGAGAGGAGCAAGAUAAACAUUCCCAGCAAAACAGCUCUGUGGUGAAGAAGCAGAGUGUUGAAAUUCAGCUUCUAGAAGAACAGAUAGACAUUUUAAACACUGAAAAUAAAACCAAGGAUGAACAACUUCAGGCUUUGAAGACAGAUCUGGAAACAGCCCAGCAUGCUCUCUCUACGCAGGAGGGUCAGGCUAGGAUGCUCAGCACUCAGCUAGAGGAAAGAGAGCUCCUCUCCUCUAAGCUGGAAAGGAGGCUUCAAGAAAUGGAAAGCAGCAUACUGGAAUACUCCCAGACAUCAGAUCUCAAUAAUGAGUCUUUGUCAAAGAAGGACUCAGAGAUUAGUGAGCUACAGCUUCGUCUCAGCCAGAAGGAGCAGGAGAUAAUGGAGCUCAAUGACAGCAUGUCUGCUAGACUCCUUCAAACAGAAGAAGAAAAGUUCCAGAUUGACAGUGAACUGAGUAAACUGAAGGAGCAGAUAGUGGAACUUCAGGUGGUUAAAGAUGAGAAACAGCAAGUAGCUGCUGAAGACCCAGCUGUUCUUGUAAAUGACGAAGUUGCUUAUUUACGACAGGAAAAAGAAGUCUUGGAAAAGCAGCUGACGAACACAAAGAAGAAGUUGCAGGCGGCACUUGUGCAGAGAAAAGAGCUCAUGAAGAAGGUUGCUGACUUUGAGACAGAAGCGAAGAAAUGGAAAGAGAAGGAUGAAGCAGCAACAGGAGAAAUUGCUGAAAAGUCUGAAAGACACAAGAUUCAGGAGAUGGAGGCCAAACUCAUGGAGCUCAAGCAAGCUUUAAGAUCCAAAGAAGAAGCAGUUGAGACUCUUGAGCAGAAAAUAAGCCAGCAGGACCAAGUUCUCACUGAGACACUGGAUCUGAAUAGAAAACUAAGUGAAGAAGCUGAAACCUCUCAGCAGGCUGAGAGUUCUCCUGAAAUGACUGCGUUACAGUCUCAGGUGGCCUCUCUUGAAGCAGAGUGUGAAACGCUUCAGAAGAAGCUUCAAGAGGUGCAAGAGUCUCGCAAAGAAACUAUCCGUAAGGCAAAGGAUAAAGACAGGCACCAUCGUGAACAGCUUAAGCAGCAGAAAGAGGAAUACAGCGAGCUUAUGGAGCGUUUCGAGGUCCAGAGCAGUGAACGAGAAGUUCUUCUCACUAAACUGAGAGAACUAGAAGAAAAGGGGAGCGCCGUAAGAGAAGAUCAGACUCAUCAAGAGCCAAAGCACAGGGUUGAAAAUUUGGAGAAGCCUUCAGGAAAUGAUUGGAUCCAGGAGGACUGGGUGGAUUUUGCUUCACCUGAGACUGAGUCAUCACAACCACAGUCUAGUGAUCCGUGUCAGCCUCAUGCAGAGGUGUCUGAAGUUCUCUCUGCCCAAAUGGAAGAAUCCCUGAAAGCUCUCAGAGAGGAGAUCCAGACUGUGCGGACAGCAAACACUGAACUCGAGAAGCAGCUGCAGGAAACCCAGGCCAGUCUGUCACAGAAGAAUGCUGAAUUAUUGGAAGUGGACAAAGAGCUGCAAGCACUGAGAGAGAAGGAAAGGCAGAUUGAUGCACUUUCUGCAGAAGUUAAUGAUCUCAGAGAGAAGUAUCACGAAGCUGAGUCAUAUGCCGAAGCCCUAAAAGCAGAGAUGGAAGCUGCAGCCAAAGCAGCAGCUGCAGAUUCUUUGUCUUCAGUUGCAGCUCUUCAGGCUGAAGUAGACAGCUUCAAGCAGUUUCUCGAGAGUAAAAACCUUGAGAUAAUGGAGCUAAGUCAGCAGCUGAGUGAGCAGAAUUUACUUAUACAUUCUAUGCAAGACACAGUGGCCCAGAAGGAUCAGCUGAUCGUUUCUUUACAGGAUGACCUAAAGGCUGAAAAAGAAAAGACACACAAGUUAGAGGUUGAGCUUCCACAGAAGCAAGAAGAAGAUAAUGACAGCGAAGAAAAGAUCCAGCAGCUUCAACGAAAGCUUCAGGCUGCUCUGAUCUCUCGCAAAGAGGCCCUUAAAGAGAACAAAACCCAGAAGGAGCAGCUCGCUUCAACGGAGAAGGUUAUAGCUGAGCUGCAGCAGAAAAUUGAAUCUGCUGAAGAUGAGCUGGAGAAGCUGAGAGCUGAAAGAGUUCGACUGAUUGACGAGGUUGAUCGGACAUUACUGGAGAACCAAAGUUUAGGAUCCUCGUGUGAGAGCCUCAAGCUGGCCAUGGAAGGCGUACUCAAUGAGAAAGAUGCCUGUAAGAGAGAAGUGGAGUUGGCAAAAGAAGAAGCAGCCAGAACGUGCAGAGAAUGGGAGGAGAAGGUUCAAAGCAUGAAGGAUGAGUACGAGACACUUCUCAAGUCUUAUGAAAAUGUGAGCGAUGAGGCAGAGAGAGUGAGACGAGUCCUGGAAGCUGCUAGGCAGGAGAGGCUGGAGCUGGCAGCAAAGGUCAGGACUCAUGAGGCAGCAAAGCAGGAAGCUGAAAGACAGGCAGAGGAAGCACAAAAGGAGGUGGAUUCAGUGAAAGAUAAAAUGAGAAAGUUUGCCAAAACAAAACAGCAAAAAAUUUUAGAGUUGGAGGAAGAGAACGAGAGACUCCGAGAGAUUCAAGAAAAGCCGUCAAUAAAACAAGAGGAUAAGACUCUCAGAGCAGAACUUGAGCAGCUUCAUGAAGAGCUGGGAGAUUUGAAAGCUGAGCUUGAUUCUGCGGUGGCAGAAAGAGACUCCUUAGGGCAGCAGAUUGAAGGUCUGAGGGAAGAACUUGCUCAAAUGAGAGAAAAACAAAAUGAAAUUUCAGUUACUCCACUCAGCUCUACCCCUGCUGUAGAAGAGGUUGUCACUGCCCAGCAAGCAGAUGCAAGUACGACAACAAUAGAACCUGUUGAGAUUCAGUAUGUGGACAAAGAACGACCCUUAACACCAGAAGACGCCCAAGGUGACCAAAUAGUUGCAGUGUCUGCACAAGAAACAUGUUUGCCACCUGCUGAAGAAAAAGAAAAAGUGAGUGAAAGCGCUCAGAUGUUAUUAGAAAAUAAAAUGAGGGAGAUUGAAGCUGCUUUUACCACUGAGAGAGAACUAUGGCAGGAACAAGAAACUGAACUCAAAGCUAAACUGGCUUCUCUUGAGCGACAUUUUCAGGAGGGUAAAGAGAAGGAGAACCUCUUAGCCUCUUUAGAGAAAUGCCUUCAAGAAAGCAAAGAGAGAGAAAAGAAUCUAAUGGAAGAGGCUGCAAAGAGGGAAAUCCAGUUCAAAGAACUUCUCAAAAGUCUUGAAACUGAAAAAGAUAAUCUGGAGGAACGUCUGAUGAACCAGCUGGCUCAGCUCAAUGGAAGUAUCGCUGGCUACCAGCAAGAGGUGGCUGAGGACCGGGAGCACCUCACUGAGCUACAGCGGGAGGUUGAAAGGUUGGAGAGGGAAAGAGCUGAACUUGAAGCCGAGGCUCAGAGCGAGAAGGACCGAGCUGCUAGGCUGGAAGAGGACAUGAGGCAAGCCCAGCGAGAAAGAGCUGAGGCCGAAGCAGAGUCUGGCAAACAGAGGGAGCUGGAGCAACAGCUGAGGUCUGCUCAGAGGGUCAAAGAAGGCAGCCAAAGCAGAGCACGUCAGCUGGAAGAACUGCUGAGAGAGAAACAGCUGGAAGUCCGUCAGCUGCAGAAGGACUGCAUUCAGUACCAGGAGAGGAUCAGUGAACUGGGUAAAGAAGCCAAGGUGCUGCAGAUAAGCCAUGAUGAGCUCCGCAACAAAGUGGAACAAUCCCAGCUGGAGGCUUCCAAAACCCUGGAGGACCUGAAAAGAACUGAAGCAGAAGUUGCUAGUUAUAAAUCCCAACUAGACGAGGCCCAGAAACAGGCAAGCGAGGCCUUAGCUGCUAAAAAGACUAUUGAACAGACCAUCCAGCAGAGAGAGGCUGCUUUGAAAGCUGAGGCAGAGGAAACUCUGGACUCUGUGAGAUUCAGGCUGGGAGCUGAACUGAAGGAGAUGGAGCUGAGACUGGAGGAGGCAUAUAGAGAAAGAGAGAAGGAAGAGGAAGCUACUCUGGAGGCCAGAGAGAUAGCAGAAGAUGCUGAGAGAAGAGCCCAGGAGAUGCAAGCGCGCCUGGAUGAGUCUCUGGCCAGGCUAGCUGCCUUCUCACGCUGCAUGUCCUCCCUGCAAGAUGACCGGGACCGAGUUGUGGAUGAGGCCAGGCAGUGGGAGAUACGCUUUAAUGGUGCCCUGCAGGCGAAAGAGGCUGAAGUUCGAGAGGCUGAAACACGUGCCAAGGGGCUUGCAGAACAACUUCAGAAAGAAACUGCACUGAAAGAGGAACUUCAAGUUUCAGUUGAAAGAUUAGAGAAAGCAGACAAGGACUGGAAGCUAAGAUUGGAAGAAGAAGAAAAGAAAAUCACUGCGAGCCAAGCUGCACUGGAGGAGGAGAAGAGGAAGCUUCAGCAAACCACAGCUGAAUUGGAGUCUGCACAAAAUGAAGCCCACGUCUUGAAAAAUGAGAUGGAGAGUCUCCAUCAGAGAACUCGGGCUCUGGAGGAGGCUGUAGGUAGGGUUCAGGGUGAAGUUGAACAGACCAGGUCAGAACUGAGGGAGAGGGAAGCAGAAGAGAGACGGCUGUGUCUGAACGUGGAGCAGCUGGAGACAGACCUGCGAUCCUCCAAAGCUCUGACAGAGAGCUUACAGGCUGAGUUAAAUGAGAAGGAAAGGAGGGAAGUAGAAAUGCUGGGGGAGCAGGAGCAAGCUGUUGCUCAGGCUGCAGAGGACGCGAGAAAGGAGGCCGACAGCAGGGCACAAGAAGCUGAGAAGGAGCUUGAGCAGAGAAGGGGAGAGGUGCGUGAUCUGGAAGAAAAGCUGCGAAAGGGAGAAGAAGAGAGCAACAACAGAAAAGCCAGGCUGGAUUCUUUCAUGAAGGCCAUGGGCUCCCUGCAGGAUGACAGAGACAGAGUCCUCAACAUGUACAAGCAGCUGGAAGAGAAACACUUGCAGGUGAUGAUGGAGAAAGAUGGUUUGAUCCAAGAGGCGGCAGGCGAGAAUAACAGCCUUAAGGAGGAGCUGCGCUCUCUGCUGGUCCAGAGAGAUGACCUGUAUGCUGAAAGGGCCCAGCUAUCUGCUCAGCUUUAUGGCUAUCGAGAUGAACUUAAACAGGUGUUAAGCAUGAAGGACUCCCAGCACAAACAGCUUCUGGCAGCCCAGAGACAGCGUAUUGCAGCUUUAGAAAGGGAACGUGAAGAGUUGGAAAGUCAGUUAAAGAGCCUCAGCAGAGUCAAAGAGACAGAAGUGAUACAGAAGGUGGAGAGCGAGACUCUUAGUCAGGCAGCUGACAGGAGGCCAGCAUCAGAGGUGAUACACGCACCUGGUGCAGAAGUUGAGAAGCUUAGGGAGCAGUUGCAGGCAGCAAGAGAGCAAGUGGCAGCUUUGGAAGAGACUCUGCAUCGUGAGAGGCAAGAACAGGAGAACAAGAGCAAAGAACUAGCAGAGUUGCGAUGGGAGGGAGGGGUGAUGCGGACAGAGUCAGAGAGCGCUCAGGAGAGGGUAGCGGAGCUGGCCCGAGACCUGCUGGCUGUUGAACAGAAGCUGCUGGAGGAGAAGGAGAUGACAGAGAAUCUCAGACGGGAGAAUCAGUCGUUUUCUAAUGCCAUGGCCUCCCUCCAGGACAGCAGGGAUGAGGCAGUAAACAAGGCCCAAGAACUGAGACAAAAACUGGAAGAAAUGAACAAGGGAAGUGGCCACACAGCACACAGUAGCCCUGGAGGCACCACUGGAGAAGUGUGGGGACUGAAGAAUGCACUGCAGGCCCUGCAGAAUGACAGGGAGAGGCUGCUGGAGCAGCUUAAAGCCCAGGAGUCUGAGCUGAAGAAGCAGAAGUCAGAGCUGGCUCGGCUGGGAGCAGGAGAGCUGAUUAAAGUCAGCCAGGAGCUGUUUGAGGAGAAGAAGAAGAGCGAAGACAUGCUGGGUGCCAUAACACAGCUGGAGAAUGGUGUGGAAAUGGGCAAGCAGGAAAUAGAAACACUCAGGCUUGAACGUAUUGAUUGGAUGGCUCAAGCGGAGCAGCUGAAGCAGCAGACUCUGGCCACACUGUCAGAGAGGGACCAACAACUGAAGCAGCUCACCACCAUGCUGGAAGAGGCUCGGGCUCACAAGCCCAAACUCCAGCAGGAGCAUUAUCAGAGAGCGGGCACAGAGGCAGUUUCUAGCGCUCCCGGAGCCCCUCAGGAGCGAAGCAGCCUGCUCGAGAGCCACGCCCACAUGGCUGAGGUCAAAGAGCUACAGCGCAGACUAGAUGAAGAGAUGCAGCAGAGAAUGGCUAUUGAGGAGCAGCUGAUGGCCACACAAGACCGACUUAAACGCCACAGCGAGGCUAAAUGGCACUCUGCACAAGACGGGGAUUCCUCAGAGACUGCCGUUUUUAUCGAGCCGCCGGAAGGAGCUGUCACUCGAACCCGGAGAGGCGGUCCCGGUUUGAUGCGGAUGCUCCGAGUGGCCUUCUGCUCCCGUCAGCGCACGCCUCUGCUGCUCAGCCUCUACCUGCUCACUGUGCACGUCCUGCUGCUGCUGUGCCUGGGUGGAUACCUCUGAAACCAGCUCCCUUUAUGAUAAACCUAACAGAUAAGAGGUGAAGAGAGCGAGAGAGGAGGGUAGAGAAAACAGUUAUGUGACCCGAGCCAUCAAUAUGAUUUAUAUUAUGUGUAAUAAAUUAAAGAAGGGUACAAACAAAUGUUGCACUUUAUAGAAGUUUACCUUUUGAUAUCUUUGAUUUUAAUCAUUUGGUUGUGGUACUUUUGAGUGCGAAUGGUAUCUUUCCAAAACCGAAGCAGAGAGGACAUAAAGGGACACGGUUUUAACUUUCCUUAAGAAAAGAGUUUUAGGAGAAAAUGAGAUCCAGAAGUGAUUGUUUUAGGAGAUGGAGAUGUUUUUGGCUUUCUUCUUGUGCCUUUAGAUAUGGAUAUACCAUAAGCUGUAUAUAAAAGAUAUGCAGUCUGUGGCUAUAACCUGAAAGGGUCACUUUAAGUUCUACAUUUUGGGAAGCUUUUAGCUUUCUGGAAGCGUGUAAGUUUUUGUUGUGAGACUUUGAAAUGACUCAAAUCUAAUCCCCAAGUUACCGACUGAUACCAAAGUCCUUCUGGAUGCAAGUCUUGGCAUUUUGGUGGUCUUGAAACACCUCUGGGCACUUACCUGAGCAUUAUCUAAAUUAACUUUUAUUUCAGCUGCCACUGGGACAUAAAAAUUGCAUGAAUAAAACCAAUGGAUGCAUCUGAUUUUUUUUUUUUUUUAAACUUUGUUUUAAAAGCAUUUUUUUACCCUGGAAGUUGCACUUCGUCCACUAUCUUUGACCUUAAUUCAGGCUGCUUUGAGGGCCAUGUCUCUGUCUCAUAAUGUAUAGCAUCUGUAUACAGUCUAAAAUACGGCUAACUUAUAGAAAAAGGCGAACUGGUUGGGGAAUUUUCCUAUAAUCCGGUUAAAAAAACACUUGUAUUCACCUCUAUAUGUCAAAUAUAUAUAUCUCUAAGUUAAAAAAAAAAAACCCUGCAAUGUAACAACAGCUUUCUGUUUUGGUGUUAGGUUAGCUCUGAGCUGUUCAUAGGCAGCCAGAAAGAAAGUUGUGACCAAGAACCAGCGUUUUUGUAGAUCAGAUAAACCAGAUAUAACCUGUUAAUUGUUAACUGGCUCGUAGCUACUGCCUGCAGCAGAAACACAAAGAUUUUCUGUAGCUAACUCCACCAGAAAGCGGUGAGCCUCUUUCUCCAAAUGCCAGCUCUUCUUUUUUUUUUCUUUUUUUUUUACGAUGGCUUGAGGUUCAGGGUGUGCUCUUCUAGUCUAGUUUCUUCCUAAUCUGCUCAUCUCAUGCACAAAAACGGAGAACAGUGCAAUUUCAGUUACUUGCACAUUCCUCUAUUAUGCGUUCCCUCCUUCUCUCUUUUUUUUUUUUUUAAAGAAACAUAUUAAUAUUUGUAAAUAUCAGCUGGAUGUGGGUUUUCCUCUUGCACGUCCAAUAUGAUUCCCUGCCCAUGCUCCUGCUGCAGAUUUAGAUUUUUUUACAGUUUGCUCUGUACAUUUUAUGGGAGAUGAAGUUGCCUUCAGGUGCAAUGUUACCACAGUGAGGAAGACUGCUGUGAUUUCUAAUGAUAUCUGUCCCAUUAUAUUAUGGACUAACAAGGAUGUAGCAUAACUUAUAUUUCGAACCCCUCCUCAUCUUCUGUUUAAUCGUUGUGAAACUCUGAAUACGUCACACCUUAAACACACACUUGCAUUGUAAAUAACUGUUUAAAGGGCUGUAUAGAAUAAUAAAGUCUCAUUAAAGUGUUGGUGGUUUAGAUCAGGGACCAGUCUUUUCAAGAAUGAAUCUUUUUCUCAUUAGCGUGUCAGACAGUGGAAGGUUUUAGUGAUUUACAUUAAGAGGUUUGUUUACCCUUUGUUUGGGCUUGGUUAGCUUUAAAUCGCUUUCUUUACCUUUGAAUUAAUAACAUGAUUCAGAUUAAUUGGCUUUUUAUAUUGGAAAGCCUGUUUACCCGACCAAGUUCUCUUCUGAGAGAUCAAAUGAAGCUCAGGUUCAGACCAGCUGAGAGAAAUGGUGGCACACUGUAACAUUUUGAAAUGCACACAUUAUCUAUAAAACACUAGAAAUGCUUUUCUUUAUGGGAGGAGGAUCUGUAUACAUGUACACUCACUGUUAUUGCUGACACAACAAUCACAGCUUUUAAUAAAGAUAUUUUU
This is a messenger RNA of Archocentrus centrarchus (flier cichlid), 11142 nucleotides long. It is a transcript of the gene golgb1, whose product is annotated as golgin B1. Gene Ontology annotation, cellular component: cis-Golgi network; Golgi apparatus; membrane. Bases 121 to 9006 code for a protein of 2961 amino acids. The transcript is spliced from 20 exons. NCBI's taxonomy places the organism in Eukaryota, Metazoa, Chordata, Actinopteri, Cichliformes, Cichlidae. The record is from RefSeq and is a predicted model, not a curated record.